GAAUGAGAUAUAAAGGAACCGAGCUUGGAGGACAGGCUGAGAUUCCCCCAGCCAAGGAUUCUCUGUGAAGAAAUAACCAGAAGAGCUACACAAUGACAGACUCCCAGAUGGCUGAAUUUGGGGAGGCUGCCCCGUACCUCCGGAAGUCAGAGAAGGAGCGUCUAGAGGCCCAGACUCGGCCUUUUGACAUCCGCACUGAAUGCUUCGUCCCUGAUGACAAAGAGGAAUUUGUCAAGGCCAAGAUUGUGUCACGGGAGGGAGGCAAGGUCACCGCCGAGACAGAGAAUGGCAAGACGGUGACAGUGAAGGAGGACCAGGUGAUGCAACAGAACCCUCCCAAGUUUGACAAGAUCGAGGACAUGGCCAUGCUGACCUUUCUGCACGAGCCUGCAGUGCUGUACAACCUCAAGGAGCGCUACGCGGCCUGGAUGAUCUAUACCUACUCAGGCCUCUUCUGUGUCACCGUCAACCCUUACAAGUGGCUGCCAGUGUACAACGCUGAUGUGGUGACAGCCUACAGGGGCAAGAAGAGGAGUGAAGCCCCACCCCACAUCUUCUCCAUCUCUGACAACGCCUAUCAGUACAUGCUGACGGAUCGGGAGAACCAGUCCAUCCUCAUUACCGGAGAAUCCGGAGCAGGGAAGACUGUGAACACAAAGCGUGUCAUCCAGUACUUUGCCAGCAUUGCAGCUAUCGGUGACCGUGGCAAGAAGGACAAUCCCAAUGCAAACAAGGGCACCCUGGAGGACCAGAUCAUCCAGGCUAACCCCGCCCUGGAGGCCUUUGGCAACGCCAAAACCGUCCGGAAUGACAACUCCUCCCGCUUUGGAAAAUUCAUUAGGAUCCACUUUGGAGCCACCGGAAAGCUGGCUUCUGCAGACAUAGAGACCUAUCUGCUGGAGAAGUCUCGGGUGAUCUUCCAGCUAAAGGCUGAGAGGAACUACCACAUCUUCUAUCAGAUCCUGUCCAACAAGAAGCCAGAGCUGCUGGACAUGCUGCUGCUCACCAACAAUCCCUACGACUACGCCUUUGUGUCUCAGGGAGAGGUGUCUGUAGCCUCCAUCGAUGACUCCGAAGAGCUCAUGGCCACUGAUAGUGCCUUUGAUGUGCUUGGCUUCACUCAAGAGGAGAAAGCUGGUGUCUACAAGCUGACUGGCGCCAUCAUGCACUAUGGGAACAUGAAGUUCAAGCAGAAGCAGCGGGAGGAACAGGCAGAACCAGAUGGCACCGAAGAUGCUGACAAGUCUGCCUAUCUCAUGGGGCUGAACUCUGCCGACCUGCUCAAGGGGUUGUGCCACCCUCGUGUGAAGGUGGGCAAUGAAUACGUCACCAAGGGGCAGAGUGUGCAGCAGGUGUACUACUCCAUUGGAGCGCUGGCCAAGUCAGUGUAUGAGAAAAUGUUCAACUGGAUGGUGACACGCAUCAAUGCCACCCUGGAGACCAAGCAGCCACGCCAGUACUUCAUAGGGGUCCUUGACAUCGCUGGCUUUGAGAUCUUCGAUUUCAACAGCUUUGAGCAGCUCUGCAUCAACUUCACCAACGAGAAGCUGCAACAGUUCUUCAACCACCACAUGUUCGUGCUGGAGCAGGAGGAGUACAAGAAGGAGGGCAUCGAGUGGGAGUUCAUUGACUUUGGCAUGGACCUGCAGGCCUGCAUUGACCUCAUCGAGAAGCCCAUGGGCAUCAUGUCCAUCCUGGAGGAGGAGUGCAUGUUCCCCAAGGCCACUGACAUGACCUUCAAGGCCAAGCUGUAUGACAACCACCUGGGCAAGUCCAACAACUUCCAGAAACCACGCAACAUCAAGGGGAAACAGGAGGCUCACUUCUCCCUGAUCCACUAUGCUGGUACCGUAGACUACAACAUCUUGGGCUGGCUGGAAAAAAACAAGGACCCACUCAAUGAGACAGUGGUGGGCCUGUACCAGAAGUCCUCCCUCAAGCUCAUGGCCACACUCUUCUCCUCCUAUGCUUCUGCCGAUGCUGGAGAUAGUGGUAAAGGCAAAGGAGGCAAGAAAAAAGGCUCAUCCUUCCAGACAGUGUCUGCACUCCACCGGGAAAAUCUGAAUAAGCUGAUGACUAACCUGAGGACCACCCAUCCUCACUUUGUGCGCUGCAUCAUCCCCAAUGAGCGAAAGGCUCCAGGGGUGAUGGACAAUCCCUUGGUCAUGCACCAGCUGCGCUGCAACGGUGUGCUGGAGGGCAUCCGCAUCUGCAGGAAGGGCUUCCCCAACCGCAUCCUCUACGGGGACUUCCGGCAGAGGUAUCGGAUCCUGAACCCCGCAGCCAUUCCUGAGGGGCAGUUCAUUGACAGCAGGAAAGGGGCUGAGAAGCUGCUAGGCUCCCUGGACAUUGACCACAAUCAGUACAAGUUUGGCCAUACCAAGGUGUUCUUCAAGGCGGGGCUGCUGGGGUUGCUGGAGGAGAUGAGAGAUGAGCGGCUGAGCCGCAUCAUCACACGCAUCCAAGCGCAGUCCCGGGGCCAGCUCAUGCGCAUCGAGUUCAAGAAGAUGGUGGAGCGCAGGGAUGCCCUGCUGGUAAUCCAGUGGAACAUUCGAGCCUUCAUGGGUGUCAAAAAUUGGCCAUGGAUGAAGCUCUACUUCAAGAUCAAGCCACUGCUGAAGAGCGCAGAAACAGAGAAGGAGAUGGCCAAUAUGAAGGAGGAGUUCGGGCGCAUCAAAGACUCACUGGAGAAGUCCGAGGCUCGCCGCAAGGAGCUGGAGGAGAAGAUGGUGUCGCUGCUGCAGGAGAAGAAUGACCUGCAGCUCCAAGUGCAGGCGGAACAAGACAACCUUAAUGAUGCAGAGGAGCGCUGUGACCAGCUGAUCAAGAACAAGAUCCAGCUGGAGGCCAAGGUGAAGGAGAUGAAUGAGAGGCUGGAGGAUGAGGAGGAGAUGAAUGCCGAGCUCACCGCCAAGAAGCGAAAGCUGGAAGAUGAAUGCUCAGAGCUCAAGAAGGACAUUGAUGACCUGGAGCUGACACUGGCCAAGGUGGAAAAGGAGAAGCACGCAACAGAGAACAAGGUGAAGAACCUGACGGAGGAGAUGGCUGGGCUGGAUGAGAUCAUUCUGGAGGGAUCCCUGGAGCAAGAGAAGAAGGUACGCAUGGACCUGGAGCGGGCAAAGCGGAAGUUGGAGGGUGACCUAAAGCUGACUCAGGAGAGCAUCAUGGACCUGGAGAAUGACAAGCAGCAGCUGGAAGAAAAGCUCAAGAAGAAAGAGUUUGACAUUAAUCAGCAGAACAGUAAGAUUGAGGAUGAGCAAGCACUGGCUCUUCAGCUACAGAAGAAACUGAAGGAAAACCAGGCGCGCAUCGAGGAGCUGGAGGAGGAGCUGGAGGCUGAGCGUGCUGCCCGCGCCAAGGUGGAGAAGCUGCGCUCAGACCUGACCCGAGAACUGGAGGAGAUCAGCGAGCGGCUGGAGGAGGCCGGCGGUGCCACGUCCGUGCAGAUCGAGAUGAACAAGAAGCGCGAGGCCGAGUUCCAGAAGAUGCGGCGCGACCUGGAGGAGGCCACGCUGCAGCACGAGGCCACUGCCGCGACGCUGCGCAAGAAGCACGCAGACAGCGUGGCCGAGCUGAGCGAGCAGAUCGACAACCUGCAGCGGGUGAAGCAGAAGCUGGAGAAGGAGAAGAGCGAGUUCAAGCUGGAGCUGGACGAUGUCACCUCCAACAUGGAGCAGAUCAUCAAGGCCAAGGCAAACCUAGAGAAAGUGUCUCGGACCCUGGAGGACCAGGCCAAUGAGUAUCGCAUGAAGCUGGACGAGGCGCAGCGCUCCCUCAGUGACUUCACCACUCAGCGAGCCAAACUACAGACGGAAAAUGGAGAGUUGGCCCGGCAACUAGAAGAAAAAGAGGCGCUGAUCUCCCAACUGACCCGAGGCAAGCUUUCCUACAACCAGCAGCUAGAGGAUCUCAAGAGGCAGCUAGAGGAAGAGGGCAAGGCCAAGAACGCCCUGGCACAUGCACUGCAGUCGGCCCGGCAUGACUGUGACCUGCUGCGGGAGCAAUAUGAGGAAGAGAUGGAGGCCAAGGCCGAGCUGCAGCGUGUGCUGUCCAAGGCCAACUCGGAGGUGGCCCAGUGGAGGACCAAGUAUGAGACGGAUGCCAUCCAACGCACUGAGGAGCUGGAGGAGGCCAAGAAGAAGCUGGCCCAGCGGCUACAGGAUGCCGAGGAGGCUGUGGAGGCCGUCAACGCCAAGUGCUCCUCGCUGGAGAAGACCAAGCACCGGCUACAGAAUGAGAUCGAGGACCUCAUGGUGGAUGUGGAGCGCUCCAACGCUGCCGCAGCAGCCCUGGACAAGAAGCAGAGGAACUUCGACAAGAUCCUGGCUGAGUGGAAGCAGAAGUAUGAGGAGUCACAGUCAGAGCUGGAGUCGUCCCAGAAGGAGGCGCGCUCCCUGAGCACCGAACUGUUCAAGCUCAAGAACGCAUAUGAGGAGUCACUGGAGCACCUGGAGACCUUCAAGCGGGAGAACAAGAACCUGCAGGAGGAGAUCUCAGACCUGACUGAGCAGUUGGGAGAAGGAGGAAAGAAUGUGCACGAGCUGGAGAAGAUCCGCAAGCAGCUGGAGGUGGAGAAGUUGGAGCUGCAGUCGGCCCUUGAGGAGGCUGAGGCCUCCCUGGAGCAUGAAGAGGGCAAGAUCCUCCGCGCCCAGCUGGAGUUCAACCAGAUUAAAGCAGACAUGGAGCGGAAGCUGGCCGAGAAGGACGAGGAGAUGGAGCAGGCCAAGCGCAACCACCUGCGCGUGGUGGACUCACUGCAGACCUCACUGGACGCAGAGACACGCAGCCGCAAUGAGGCGCUGCGGGUGAAGAAGAAGAUGGAGGGCGACCUCAAUGAGAUGGAGAUCCAGCUCAGCCAUGCCAACCGCUUGGCUGCAGAGGCCCAGAAGCAAGUCAAGAGCCUCCAAAGCUUGCUGAAGGACACCCAGAUCCAGCUGGAUGAUGCGGUCCGGGCCAACGAUGACCUGAAGGAGAACAUCGCCAUCGUGGAGCGGCGCAAUAACUUGCUGCAGGCUGAGCUGGAGGAGCUGCGUGCUGUGGUGGAGCAGACAGAGAGGUCUCGGAAGCUGGCCGAGCAGGAGCUCAUUGAGACCAGUGAGCGGGUGCAGCUGCUGCACUCCCAGAACACCAGCCUCAUCAACCAGAAGAAGAAGAUGGAGUCCGACCUCUCCCAGCUCCAGACUGAAGUGGAGGAAGCAGUGCAGGAGUGCAGGAAUGCUGAGGAGAAGGCCAAGAAGGCCAUCACGGAUGCCGCCAUGAUGGCCGAGGAGCUGAAGAAGGAGCAGGACACAAGCGCCCACCUGGAGCGCAUGAAGAAGAACAUGGAGCAGACCAUCAAGGACCUGCAGCACCGUCUGGACGAGGCUGAGCAGAUCGCCCUCAAGGGCGGCAAGAAGCAGCUGCAGAAGCUGGAGGCGCGAGUGCGGGAGCUGGAGAAUGAGCUGGAGGCAGAGCAGAAGCGCAAUGCGGAAUCGGUCAAGGGCAUGAGGAAGAGCGAGCGUCGCAUCAAGGAGCUCACCUACCAGACAGAGGAGGACAAGAAGAACCUGCUGCGGCUGCAGGACCUGGUGGACAAGCUGCAGCUGAAGGUCAAGGCCUACAAGCGCCAAGCUGAGGAGGCGGAGGAGCAGGCCAACACCAACCUGUCCAAGUUCCGAAAGGUGCAGCACGAGCUGGAUGAGGCAGAGGAGCGGGCAGACAUUGCCGAGUCCCAGGUCAACAAGCUUCGGGCCAAGAGCCGUGACAUUGGCACCAAGCAAAAAAUGCACGAUGAAGAGUGACAGUGUCUGCGGAACCUUGUUGGGGAAAACCCACAAUAAACAUAAGCACCUGGCCCUGCC
Octodon degus (degu) is the source of this 5840-nucleotide messenger RNA. RefSeq names its product myosin heavy chain 6 (gene Myh6). Bases 93 to 5780 code for a protein of 1895 amino acids. Gene Ontology annotation, molecular function: ATP binding; actin filament binding; cytoskeletal motor activity. NCBI's taxonomy places the organism in Eukaryota, Metazoa, Chordata, Mammalia, Rodentia, Octodontidae. The record is from RefSeq and is a predicted model, not a curated record. Gene Ontology annotation, cellular component: myosin complex. The transcript has 39 exons.